AUGCCCUUCCCUUUCACCCUCCCUACAACCUCCAGCCUCUCUUUCCCAGACUUCUACACCUCCGCGACCCACCCCUCCCUCCCGCUCUCUGCAACCACCCACCGCGGCGUCCUCCGCGACACGCUCAAGAAACACAAGCGCCUCCCGCCCGCCUCCCAACCCUCGAACCUCCCCUCCGUCCUCUCCGCCCUAAAUGCCUACAUACCAUACCUCUUCGCGCUGGACGCCGGGCUCGGCGGGCGCAGCAUCGCGGGGGAGGAAGUCGACGUCGUGCUCGUGCGAGAACUGGAGGUCGAAUGGCGGGCGACCCUCUCCGCCUCAAUACCCGGGCGCGAAGCUUCACGCGUAAAAUUAAAGAGCCUAGAAAGCGAGCUCUGCUUUGUGCUCCUAUGCGCAGCAGAAGUCCACGCUCUGCUCGCGCGCAGCCAGCUGCAUACGCUCUACAACGCGACUAUGCCCACGGCCGAUCAACGCGCCACAGCCAUUGCGGCGGCGAUGCGGCACUUCCUCGACGCGAACGCGGUGUGCGGGUAUCUGGUUAGCAGGGUACAGCAGUGGGCUAUGCCGCCUGUAGCGGUGGAUAUCUCAGUCCCGGUGCUUAGUGCUCUGGGGGAAUUGACGAUUGCGGAGGCGACGCUGAUUACAGUGCUGAAGGAUGAUCCGUACCCGGGCGUUGUGCUAGAGGAUCGGAAUAAGCAGAGUAAGGACUGGAUGUUCAAGAGUGUGGAGAUCCCGAAGGUGCGGGCGCAUUUGUUUGCGAGGUUGUGUCUCAGUGCUGCGGAGCAUGCUGCUAAAGCACAGGCUAUGCUUAGCAGCGCUGGCAAAGUUGAUGAGGGGUUAGUGAAAUAUGUGGAUGAUUUGAGGCGGACGGCGAGGGGGAAGGCGUGCAGAUUCUUAGGGAUUGAUGCUGAGUUAGCGGGAAAGACGGGUGAGGGGAUUGCGUGGGUGAGGGGGGCGAGGAGAGAGUUGGGGUUCCAGGCAAUUGGGAAGGAGGAAGAGAGGAAGGGGGGCACGUUUUCGAAGUUAAAGAAGGAUUGGGCGGAGAAGAGGGAGGAUCGGAAGGUGGAGAAGGGUGGUGAUUGGGGGACGGAUGGUGGAAAGUUUGAGGAGGGGAGGGUGCUGGAGAUGUUGGAGAGGAAGUGGGUCAAGAUGAAUGAUACGGUUGGAGUUCAGUUGAUUCCACCGUCUGAACCCCUACUCGCUAGCAUGCCUUCAGGAAGGGAAUAUCACACGCCAAAGCUGUACAUCACACCUAGCCUAGAUGAGGACGUCAUAUCACCAAUGAGAGCACCUCCUGAUCCUAGCGAGUCGGGAUUCAAGGGGGACGAGGACGACAGUAACGAUGAAGACGAAAACAAGAGCUCUCCUGUUGGAGCAUUCCCUGGAACAAAGGGAGAGUACUCUGGUGGGACAACGUACUACUAG
Molecule: messenger RNA, 1425 nt
Organism: Mytilinidion resinicola
Lineage: Eukaryota; Fungi; Ascomycota; Dothideomycetes; Mytilinidiales; Mytilinidiaceae
Product: pH-response regulator protein palC
Exons: 2
Coding region: 1-1425 (474 amino acids)
Biological process (GO): cellular response to pH
Cellular component (GO): plasma membrane
Source: RefSeq, a predicted model, not a curated record